AUGAGGGCUGAAAUUCGAAUUUCUGAAAAAAACCGAAAAUUGGUUUCUGAACGGGCAAAUCGGCCCCGAUAUUCCGAUUCCCGAAACAACCUUCCCGCACUCUCUUCCUUCCCCUUGAGAAACCCACAGCCGCCAUUCAACCGUCCUCUUCACCACAAUGUCCUCUACUACCCCCAUUACUCCCGCCGGCGGCAACAAGCCGUCGACGCCGUCCAUCUGGGCUUCAGCAGGCAUCUGUCGCUGUUCCCCUCCAACCAAGUUUCGCGUAAUGGUCGUUGCCGAUCCCAGCCGCGCGUCUUCCGAUGCCCUGCAUUGGACCCUCACCAAAACCAUUCUCGAACAAGACGAGCUCAUUCUUCUCCACGUCGAGACGCCAAACUCCAGCCGACUGCGUCGUCUCCGGCUUCGGCUUCGUCUUCGGCGGCAUCGGCAGUGUCGGCGGCGUCGGGGAAUGCGAGGCAGUAUGAGUUCUUGGAGGAGAUGAGGGCGGCAUGCGAAGCAGUGCUGCCGAAGGCUAGGGUUCGGGUGGAGAAGGUGGAGAUCGAGGGGAGGGAGAAAGCUGCGACGAUUCUAGAGCAGACGAAGAGACUCGGAGUUGGUUUGCUUGUUAUUGGCCAGCGCCGUUCCUCUUCUUCCUUCUUGGCAUGCACACGGGGUGGAAGCAUGUCUGGAAGGGGAUUAGACACUGCAGAGUUCUUGAUAGAGAACUGCAAGUGCCGCUGUGUUUCGGUGCAAAAGAGAGUUUAUAAUUGUGGCUAUAUCCUCAACACAAAGACACACAAGAACUUCUGGCACAUAGCCUAGAUAGACUCAUAGGAUCGACUCUUCUCUCUUAUGAUUUUUGAGACCAUUCACUCCUCUCUCUGCAGUGUCAUGUUCUGUGAUGCCUUUUUUUAAAACAAAAAAU
Phalaenopsis equestris is the source of this 907-nucleotide messenger RNA. RefSeq lists its product as uncharacterized. The transcript is spliced from 3 exons. NCBI's taxonomy places the organism in Eukaryota, Viridiplantae, Streptophyta, Magnoliopsida, Asparagales, Orchidaceae. Bases 1 to 804 code for a protein of 267 amino acids. The record is from RefSeq and is a predicted model, not a curated record.